Mirounga angustirostris (Northern elephant seal) is the source of this 2537-nucleotide messenger RNA. It is a transcript of the gene GNLY, whose product is annotated as granulysin. The record is from RefSeq and is a predicted model, not a curated record. The transcript is spliced from 5 exons. NCBI's taxonomy places the organism in Eukaryota, Metazoa, Chordata, Mammalia, Carnivora, Phocidae. Gene Ontology annotation, cellular component: cytolytic granule. Gene Ontology annotation, biological process: defense response to bacterium; lipid metabolic process; antimicrobial humoral immune response mediated by antimicrobial peptide. Bases 2039 to 2434 code for a protein of 131 amino acids.
AUGUGUUAAUAUCAAAUUAACACUGGUAAUAUACAGGUUCCCAACCAGGUCUAAACACUUUUCCUGGAAUUGUUUUGUUUGUAAAAGAAAACACUAUUUAAAUAAAUAGUAUUAUAGCCCCAAAGGAUACAUUAUGAAAAAGUAUAAAAUUUAGGGGCGGGGGAUGGAAACUUUUAGUUCAGUUCAUUUUUUAUAUGUCCCAAGUCAUCAUUCUUCCCCAAUUUUAAAAUGGAUUCUUACUGUAGUUGUAAGUUUUGAUCAGUGUUAAGGUUAAAACUAAUUUGUCAAAUCAUUCACAAAUUAUUAUUGAUACAGACUUUUCAAUUUGCUCAAGAUCAUGAACUGUAAGUGGAACAAAGCAUUUCCAGUUGACAAAUGGAACCUCAAAUAUUUUUUUAAAGAUUUCAUUUAUUUUUAUUUGACACAGAGACAGAGAUAGUGAGAGAGAGAGCAUAAGCAGGGGGAGCGGCAGGCAGAGGGAGAGGGAGAAGCAGGCUCCCCGCUGAGCAGGGAGCCCGAUGCGGGGCUCGAUCCCAGGAUCCUGAGAUCAUGACCCUGAGCUGAAGGCAGACGCUUAACCGACUGAGCCACCCACACACCCUGGAACCUCAAGUAUUCUGAUGUGUCUUAACACUGUUGCAAUGAGGAAACUAUUGAUUAAGUAAACCAAGGAUUGGUCUUCCCAAAAUACACUGGAGUGUGCACGUUAAGUAAAAGGAUGAUUGCUGGAAGUAGUAUAGAUGGUGCUCAGGUAGCAAGAGAGCCGACAAUCAGUUGGAUGGAAGUAUUUUCUAGAGCUCACAUUAUAUAUAAUUGGAUGGGAUGAAAAGGGAAAAUAGAGGAUAGUCUCACUCAUAGAGGAAGUUACCCCAACAGCCUGUAUUAAGGUCCUAACUUCUGGCCAGAGGUUACAAAAGCCGGAAAGAGAAUCAUCACCAUGGAAACUGGUGGCAGGAAUCCUGAAUGCUCUCAUAGAAAGGAGGACGGGAAGAAGCAACAUUCUGUGCCUCGGGCUUUGAUCAGGAGCCGCGGCUCUCAAAGCAUCAGCAAGGACUGAAAUCCAAAUUCAAAUUACUGUAGAGAAAAUAAAUUUGACACCUAAGUGGGAACUUGGUGAUUUUAGAACAGUCCAAGGGGGUAAUGUGCCCCAGCCACCAGGACAGCUGGAUGAUGCAAACAGCUGUGAGUCUGGGAGAUGAUUGGAGUAAAUACGCAGGUGUGGUGCUUAGUAAGCGCUGCCCGGAAGUCCCAAAUCCCGGGGGUGGACACAGUGAGUGGUCGCUGAAAAGCAAAGUGGAUGAAUGCUCGAGACUUGUCAACACGUCCCAUAUCACUGUGAUAGGCGUUUUUGUUCUCAGUCUGAGUGUGAGGAUAUUGUGUUUCCCCAGGUAGAGUCAAGAACAGCAGAGUUAACAGGGAGAGGCUGGUUCACGGGGCUGAACAGCACAGUUCUGGGAAGAAACCGCAGAGCUUGGGCAGGGAAGUUUGGGGCAGCCAGCUGGAACACCUCACGCUUGAACCCUGCGUCCCCCUCUCUUGCAUCCUCUGCUUUCUGGGCUGGGUCUUUCUGGUGACCAUCUUCUGACUUUUAUGAUCUCACUGCCUUUAAUGAUCGCACUUCUGGUUCCCUGCCUUGGUUUUGUUAGAGCCACCUGCCCCAUGAGUAAGCUCCAAUCCUGGGCCCCCGUGUGGGCGGGAGCCUUGGAAGGCAGGUCUGUUCUGUGGCCUCCCCUGGGAGACGCCGGGGGCAGGUCCUGGGGUCACCUCCCCAGGCCACGCUGCUUGAGCUUGGUCUCAGAAUAAAUGGAACUGUUGAAUCACUCCACUGUACACCUGAAAGUAAAAUAACACUUUAUGUUAACUACACUGGAAUUACAAUUUCCUUUUCCACACAUCCUCACCAACACUUGUUAUUUCUUGUCUUUUUGAUUCUAGCCAUUCUGACAGGUGUGAGGUGAUAGCUCAUUGUAGUUUUGAUUUGCACUUCCCUGAUGGGCUGACCUUUUCUGGUCUGUCCCCUGAGGACCAUGACCUGUCCAUGGCUGACAUGUAUGAGGAGGAGCAGUUCUUCGAGAUCCUGGCCAAGGAGGCCUCCAAGGGGGACCAGAUGAUCUUCACCUGUAAGCCUUGCAAGUUUAUAAUCAAGACGCUGAGAAAAAUCCUGGGACACAAUAUCACGCAGGAAGCCAUCAAGCAGGUUCUGUCCAGGGUGUGCCGGAAGACACUUAUGCCCAAGACGUUAUGUAAUGAAAUAGUCACUAAAUAUCUUCGUGCCAUCACCCAGGGUCUCCUGAAUGACAAAUCCCCCCAUGAAAUCUGUGUGAAAAUCAAGUUGUGCAGACCAGAAAUAGGUCUCGGGGCCUCCGGGGCCUUACCCCACCCUGGGAAGAAGCACAGACUCUUCAGCAACCAUCGCCAGUUCCCGCCUUCCUAAAUCCAGCGCAGACCCUCCAGUUUCCCUCAGGGAACCCUUUGCAGCGCCUUCCCCUGGCGGAGAAUAAAAUGUCAUGCAAGCUUGUAGGCACAGCCUCUGUUCC